AGUCUCGCAUUCGUGCCUCUGCGUGGUGCUCGGUACACAGCGCGCAGUUUUUUUCUCCUGCAACUCCGCUCCACAUUUCUCCCAAUCUUCCCGCGCUCAGACACGGGGAGUGGGAGAAAAUAGAGGCAGACCGAGAGGCAGCAUUUGUGCUUUUGCACCAGACUGAGGCAGGACACCCCGGAGAGACUAGCGGCAGCCCUGCAGAGAGGCUGUGUGCAGUCCUGUGCUCCACAACAGAGUAGUUUCUCGGGGAGGGGAGGAGUUGGAGGAAGGGGGGAGACAGUUGCCUGUUGUCGCGGUUUCUCUCUCCCCUGAGUGGCUGAGGGGUGGCUCUUGUUGACGGGAAACGCAAGGCUUGAGAUGAGACCUGAGCGCUGAGUGGAGUAUGCUGCAGACGAUUUACGAGGGCGAGUCAAGUUUCUCCACAACAGAGGGGCGCGUCGGACACCAGCAGCUCCCCAACCAGACCAAGAUGCACAACGUGAACAACUCAGAUAUAAAACCAGACGUGCCAUUGGCUGUGGAGCCCUUAUCACCCUUGGACCUGCGCACUGACCUGAGGAUGCUGGGGCCAGGCUCAGACCACGGCCUGUGGGAGAGGCAGCUACAGCAGGAGCUGCUUCUCAUUCAGAAGCAGCAGCAAAUCCAGAAACAGUUACUGAUCAGCGAGUUCCAGAAGCAGCAUGAGAAGCUGACCCGGCAGCACCAGGCCCAGCUCCAGGAGCAUCUCAAGCUUCAGCAGGAGCUCCAGGCCAUGAAGCAGCAGCAGGAACUUGCAGAGAAGGAGCGGCGACUGGAACAGCAGCAACAGCAAAGCCAUCAGGAGAAGGAGCAGGAGAGGCACCGGCGAGAGCAGCUCGUCUCCAGCCUGAGCCUGAGGGGCAAGGAGCGAUCCCGAGAGAGUCCCACAGGUGCAGUGGCCAGUACAGAAGUGAAGCAGAAACUCCAAGAGUUUCUGUUGAGUAAAUCCGCCAAGGAUCCAGUUGUCAAUGGAACUAAUCAUUCUUUUGUCCACCACCCUAAACUCUGGUACACGUCCUCACACCACACAUCACUGGACCAAAGCUCUCCACCUCUGGGUGGCACAUCCCCGACCUGUCAUUACACUCUGCCGUCACCCAUAGAGAACAAGGAUGACUUCCCCUUGAGAAAGACAGCGUCUGAGCCAAACCUGAAGUUACGAUCCAGACUGAAGCAGAAGGUGGCUGAGAGGAGAAGCAGCCCAAUGCUAAAGAGAAGAGAUGGAAACAUAAUGACCCCAUACAAAAAGAGGGCUCUAGAGCUAAUGGACUCUUCGGCGACCAACAGUGCCCCUGGGUCUGGCCCCAGCUCUCCCAUUGGGGCUUCCAGUGCCUUGGGGACUGAAAAUGGACCCUCCUCACUGCCUACUACUACAAAAACGGAGAGAUGGCCUUCCCAGCCAAGAUUAUUCCGGCCUGAAGGCUCCAUGUCCAUGCUAAGCUUGUACACUUCUCCGUCUUUACCCAACAUCUCCUUUGGGCUUUCAAAUGCAUCCUCCUCCAUCAGCGCUGCUAUAGGGUUGAAAGAUAGAUCCACUGAAAUCAAGCAUGGGCUGCCUGGGCAUCUUUUGGGUCCUGUGCCCCUUCAUACAGCUCUAGAGUCUAAGGUGAGCCCCAGUCACCAGGCUCUCCUCCAACACCUCCUGCAGAAAGAGCAAAUGCGGCAGCAGAAGAUCAUCACAUCUGGCCAAAGCUCCAUGUCACCCCACCCUCAAUCUCCUCUGGCCAUGAAGGAUCGCCCCUCCAGCAGUAGGCCUAAACUACCAAAACACAGACCUUUGAACAGAACCCAGUCGGCGCCACUGCCUCAGAACACAUUGGCCCAACUAGUCAUCCAGCAGCAACACCAGCACUUCCUGGAGAAGCAGAAACAAUACCAGCAGCAAGUUCACAUAAAUAAGCUGUUAUCCAAGUCCAUUGAGCAGUUACGUCAGCCCAGUGCACAUCUUCAGGAAUCAGAGGAGGAGCUGGAGGAUCAGCAGCAGCAGCAGCACAAAGAUGACAUAGAGAGAAUGCAAGAGGACGCGCUGCCCCCUGGAGGAGUCAUUCGGAAGCACAUGCUGAGCAGCAGCAGCGGCUCAAGCAGUGAGAUGCCAGACGCUCCCUGUGGGGUCAUCAAGGUCAAGGAGGAGCCAGUUGAUAGUGAGGAUGAAGCUCUGACCAAUCAGCGCUUGCAGUCAGAGCAGAGCACCUAUCUUCACCAGGUCAAAGGAAGACUGGUGAUAAGAGCCAUGAUCUGAGAAGGGAUGAACACGAGAUCAUCCACUCUCAGUGUUAACAAACAUGCACAACUACACAUGUGCUCACAAAGCACCGCAUUCUGUGGAAACAUGUUAGCUCUUUUCACUCCGCUGUAGACUCACUUAAGACUGUUUGUGAUCCUUGUGUAGUGGUCUCUGUAAAAUAUGUAAGUUUGACUUGUGUACAUAUGAACUACAUUUAGACCAUUCUUUUUAAGAGCUGCUUCUGUCUUCUCAGGUUUGCUGGUUCUGACAAAAAGUUGUAUAUUUACUGUGGAUUUAGCAACAAAGAUUAACAAAGAGAAGCUAAAGCAGGUGUUUGGUUUCAGAGACUCCACUUUGUAAAUUUUCCAUAAAAUCUUUGAAUGCUCCUAAAUUCAUUUAAUGACAAUGAUAAUAUAUUAGUAAGUCCUCGUAGUGUGCUAAAAAUCAACACUACAUACUUUACUAUUCUUGGAAGUCUAUGGCGAUGUUAAAGGUUUUCUGAGCUAAAAUAACCAACAUCUGUCUCAGAGAGAAUGUAUUCUUAAAUCCUCAGAAAAGGAUCCUCCCAUAGGGAAGUCUUUGGUAGUAGGAGUGAUAUUGCCACUGAAAUAUGGUCCGCUGCUCAUAUUGCAAUUUGAAUGAUAAAGCACAAAAUCCCUCCUUGGGUGUGCAGGCAUCUCCCAACACAUCCCCAGCCUCCAUGUCUCUGUCUGUAAGCGGUCCCAGAGCCAAAGCCCCGGGUUCGGCUGAGCUCUCCUCCCUCUGGGUCCAAAUCAAAGCUCGACAGAGUUCCUGCCCAGCUUUCAGCAGAAGAGCCAGACUGAGCGAAAGAGAGAAGGAGAGAAGGUCGGGCAGGAAAUGCCUUUUAGAAGCCAGGAGUUGGAGUGAUUCAUGUGCGCAGGAAUGUUGAGAGAGGAGGACGUAGGGCUGGAGGAGUCCAAGGGGCCAGGCUUGAGAAUUGAUUUACUGUCAAGGCGAAUUACAAAGUGAGUGGGGAUAUGGUUAAGGGAGUCCUUUUUAAAGGGAAUCGCUUCCUUCGUAUUCCCUAGUGGCAUGCUAACCUCAACAUGCAGGUUUGAUGUUACUAAAAAAAAAGAAAGAAAAAAGCAAAAAAAAAAAAAAAAGAAUAAACCUAGACCUUACUUCUACUUUUUAUUAAUUUCUUUUUUGGUGAACUUGUUUUUUUCCCCAGGAAGUGCCCAUGGCGACAUGUAUAGUCUGUCUGCAAGAGAUCAAUCAAAUGUAUUGCAUAGUUGUAAACCUUCCUGUUUCAUUUGUGGUGUCAAUUAAGUGUAAAAAAAACAAGCUUAAUGUAAGGUUUUGUGUAUGCAUUCAUGUGAAAAGCAAAAUUGUUUGUCUUAUACUGUACAGUCAGAUCGUCCAGUUCUAGUGUUUUUAGUGUAAGUAAACACAAUCAGAACAAUGUGAGUCUUGUUCUCUCGCCCCUUUGAUUUGGUUGUAAUGAGAACCCCUUUGCUGCCAGUGGGGGGUGGACGUGGGGGGACUUUGGGAUGGGGGGGUUGUGGUUUGUUCAUAGCAGUUUGCUUUUCUUCUCUUUGUUGCCUUGCGUGAUAAAAAUCUCCUUUUUAAAAAAAAAAGAAAACAACAACAACAAAAAAAUAAAGUUAAAUUACCUCCGAUGUUCUUGCACCUUUGAUUGUGUUUUUCCGUCUCUUCCAUUUGCAAUAAAAAGGAAAGUUAUUUCUUCUGAAGUUUAAACAAGCUUGUAAAAAUUCUUCUUUCUAGGUCAAAAGUUGCCUUUCUUGAUCAUUUUAAAUAAACGUUUCAAAUGAACUGCUUAAA
This is a messenger RNA of Oryzias latipes (Japanese medaka), 4048 nucleotides long. Lineage: Eukaryota; Metazoa; Chordata; Actinopteri; Beloniformes; Adrianichthyidae. The record is from RefSeq and is a predicted model, not a curated record.